Oldenlandia corymbosa var. corymbosa is the source of this 813-nucleotide messenger RNA. Lineage: Eukaryota; Viridiplantae; Streptophyta; Magnoliopsida; Gentianales; Rubiaceae. The record is from the annotation of a GenBank genome assembly.
CUCCUGAAUUCAACAACAAGUCUUUCUAAUAUACAUCUUUUUAGCUAAAGGGUUUAAUUUUCAUCAUGGCAAAGUUGUACUACCAGAUUCUGUUCAUGGUUGUUGUACUUUCUGCAUUACUUGUUGUACCUUCCACAGCUGCAAGAAACAUUCCUUCUUCUGCUGAUGACGCACCAAAAGUUGCUGACGAAGCAGCUCCUCACCAUGACGUCACUGCCGCCGCCGCCGCUGCUGCUGAGAAGAACACCGUGCAUGUGGUCCCACAGCAACAAGCCGGAGUUGUGGCUUUCGUGCCGGUGACCGGCGCAGUUGCCGGAGUUGGUGGCCUUGAGGAUAAGAAGAACUUCAUCGCUUACGGCGGCGGCGUUGGUGGAUGGGGUGGAAUUGGCUACAUUGGGGUGUUGCCGGUUCUUGGUGGAAUCGGUGGAAUUGGUGGCAUGGGUGGUGUUGGAGGGAUCGGUGGAGUCGGCGGCGUUGGCGGACUUGGUGGCGUUGGAGGUGUCGGAGGUGUUGGCGGUGGUGCCGGAGUUGGAGGUGGAAUUGGAAAAAUCAUUCCCUAAGAUGUAUGCACAAGCAUGAUGAUAUUUCCGCUGACUUUCUGGUAGCACUUUUAAUUUGCAUUAUUAGGGUUCUUAUUUUCGAAUUUCCUAAGUUUGUAGUAUUCCUCUUUUAAUUUGUAGUAGCGUUUUUGUGGGAAGAAAUCGUGAUCAUUAUUAGGUUUCUAGGUCCUAUGCUAGUAUUAUUAUUAUGUGUCUUGAUCUUCAGAUGUUUUUUGAGUCAGUUGUUUUUAAUGCGUAUUAGUAUAUCCCCGUG